AUGAUUGCCCCUCAGUUCAUCCUUCUCAGCCUGGCCGCUGUCGCCAGCGCUGCUCCCUUCAUGACAGAGCGCGACCUCAACUCCACCAUCUGGACCCCCGACCACGUCCUCAAGCAAGAUGAAGUCAUCCUCUACGGUGAAGGUCGCAUGGAGGUCGUUCACGUCAGCGUCUAUGAGAAACUUCUCGAGUCAGAGGGCAUCAACCCCAACACUCCCGAAAUCGAUCACGACUGGCUCAAAGCCGGCUCCAAGGCUGUCGCACCCCGCGAUCUAAAGGAACGUCAGUCCUGCGGUGCCACAACCUCCUACGUAACCGACCGCACCCAGCGCUUCGUCGACUGGGACGUGCAAAUGUCCCCCGUCGUGAUCGGCGCCGGCAGCGGCAUCGACGUCAGCGUUGCUUCGUCCUUCAGCAUCUCCAACAGCGUAUCCGUCAGUGCAGGUCUCGAUCUGACGGCUGUCAAGGACCGUCUCGGCGCUAACUUUGGUAUUAACUACUCUCGUACUUGGACUACUCAGGCCACCGUCACUGUCCGCGGUACCGUGCGCGCUGGUGAAACUGGUGUUGUUAUCACUCGGCCUUGGACUAACCGUCGUUAUGGACGUGCGUUUAGGGGAUGUGUUGGGUCUAUGCAGCAGACUGGUACGUGGAUGGCUGACGCGCAUGAGGAGGGGUCUUAUGAGGGUGUUAGAUGGGUUGCUGGUGCUAUUACCAUGUGCAUCAAGAGACAGAGCGGCAUUCCUCUUUCUCGAUGCAACGGCGGUGGAGACUUCCGAUAA
This is a messenger RNA of Fusarium musae, 780 nucleotides long. RefSeq lists its product as uncharacterized. NCBI's taxonomy places the organism in Eukaryota, Fungi, Ascomycota, Sordariomycetes, Hypocreales, Nectriaceae. The coding region runs from base 1 to 780 and encodes 259 amino acids. The record is from RefSeq and is a predicted model, not a curated record. The transcript has 2 exons.